AUGGGCGCUGGAACGUUUAACACGAUUGAUAAUGACAAGUUCAUUUUCAAUGAACCCGGUGUCUUCAAUGUGCUCUACAUACCUCAGACGCUCAAGACACCAGAAGUGAAGAUUCAGUUGAGGCUAGAGCGUUAUCCAGAUCGACGAGUGGAUUUCAGUCUUCUCGGACGCGGAAUGGCUCAACAGGAUCUUGUUCAGCCGACGAAUGUGACAGUCAUCACCGGUGUCGCAUUGGAGGCAACUGGUACCGAUAGAGUACAUGUGGUCACUCGGAAGGACACCAGAAGGUUCCGCUAUAGAACCAGCAUAAUCGUCGGGAAUAUUAUGCGUUAUUUCGAUACGAUGAGGCUUCAGCGUUUCAAAGGUGUGCUAGUCUACGUGAACAACGUGGAACGAGGUCAGCCAGAAAUCUAUAUCGUUCUCGAGGAAGCCCAGAUUGGAGUUCGUAUUAGAGAAUCAUAUGCAAUCGACGUUGAUCGUUACUCGAAUUAUCAGGAGAGUAUGGGAAUGCUCAACGUGGCGCUGAGUGUACCACCGCAGUAUGGAGUGGUGAGAAUUAUUUUUUCCCCUUACAGAUAA
Molecule: messenger RNA, 579 nt
Organism: Haemonchus placei
Lineage: Eukaryota; Metazoa; Nematoda; Chromadorea; Rhabditida; Trichostrongylidae
Source: the annotation of a GenBank genome assembly